AUGGAGCACAAUCCCACCCACAGCAAGGCCGAUAUCGACGUCGAUGUCGAGGCCGAGGGUGAUUGGACGAGGGAAGAUAGUGAUCCUACCGAGCGUACCGCGCGCAUCAAGUUUGAAGACUCUUCGGCCACCGAUAUCGAGGGAAAUGCCAUCGACAACAUGCGGUCCAUCUAUCAGCCCGCCGGUUUCAAUCGCGUCCAGUCGACCGGCCGGGAUACCAUCCGCAGCACUCGCAGCACCCAAACUGUGGCCGCGGGCAAUGCAGGUAUCCCGAUCGAGUUCCGCACUCUGUCGAUCCAGAUCUCAGAGACGCAGAAUGCUCCCAAAGAGGUGGUGGCCGAACCCCCUAAGGAGAAGCUGCCAAAUCAGGACUACUUCGAGAGCCUGGACUUCCACACCCUGACCCCGGACAGGCUGUGCCAGGAGUUCAAUGUCGACCCAAGCACGGGUCUCAGCAGCUCGUCGGCCGCGACGCGGCUGGCCCGCGAUGGCAAGAAUAUGAUUGCCCACCACCGUGAGAACUACUUGAAAAAGAUCUUCUUCUACGUCUUUGGUGGCUUCUGCUCCAUUCUCUGGGUCGGCGUGGUCAUCUUUUUUAUCUGCUGGAAGCCUCUCAGCAACCCUCCCUCCUCAACCAACCUGGCAAUGGCUGUUCUGGUCAUGAUUGUCAUCGCCCUGCAAGCCGGUUUCUCUGCUUUCCAAGAUUGGUCGACCAAACGUGUGAUGAACUCCAUCUUGAAUCUCCUUCCAUCCGAAGCGCUGGUCAUGCGUGACGAGAAGCUGAUCCGUCUUCCUGCGACCGACUUGGUGACAGGUGACAUCGUCCAGAUCAACGUGGGCAACAAGGUCCCGGCAGAUAUGCGUCUCCUGAAGACCUCCGGUGACAUUCGUUUUGACCGUGCUAUUCUGACGGGAGAGUCGGACGAGAUUGACGGUGCUACCGAGGCUACAGAGGCCAACUUCCUGGAAACUCGCAACAUCGCACUCAUGGGAACCUGCGUGACCAAUGGCAAUGCAAUGGGGGUGGUCGUCCUAACCGGUGCCCAAUCGGUUAUGGGCCGCAUCGCGAACAUGACUGCCGGUGUCAAGCAGAAGUCGACGUUGAUUCAGAAGGAAAUCUCCCGCUUUGUGAUCAUUAUUGUGAUUAUGACCAUCACUCUCGCCUUGCUCAUCUUCUUUACUUGGUUGGGAUGGCUCCACAAGGACCACCGGAGCUACAUGAGCGUGGUGGCAAUGCUGAACAAUGUCAUGGGCUGCGUGGUGGCUUUCAUUCCGGAGGGUGUCCCCGUUGGUGUUGCCCUGACUUUGAUGAUGGUUGCCCGCCGCAUGAAGCAGACUAGCAUUCUGCCCAAGGGCCUGGCCACGGUAGAGACCCUCGGCUGUGUGAAUGUGAUCUGCUCCGACAAGACGGGUACCUUGACCCAGAACCGCAUGUUCGUCAAGUCGCUCGGUAUGGUGGAUUGGGAAUUUAGCAUCGAUGACCUGGCGACCGGAGUCGAGGUUUCCAAUGGGCUGGCGAAUGUGCUCCGUGCAUCGGUCCUGUGCAAUGAUGCAACAUUUGACCCGGAAACGAUGGGCCUGCCCUCGUACGAGCGCAGUGUCAAUGGAAACGCCACUGAUGCCGCAGUCCUCCGGCUGGUGGACAAUGUUGGCGCCGCCACGGCCCGGAACCUGGAGCCCUAUGAGCGCAUCCACCAGAUCCCCUUCAACUCGAAGAACAAGUGGAUGUUGACCAUGCACCGUGACCCGGUUGCCACGAACCAGGGCUUUCUGAUUUACGUCAAAGGUGCUCCUGACGUGCUCUUGGAUCGUUGCUCGACCUACUGGUCUGCGGUUCAUAAUGCUGUACGCCCCCUAGAUUCAGAUGCUCGCGAGAAAUUCUCUGGUUUCCAGGCCAAGUUGUCUCGCCGUGCGGAGCGGGUGAUCGUGAUUUGCCAGCGUCGCUAUACCCCCACUCACGAGCCUGGAUCCAAUGGCUUCAACGACGAGAUCAUGGCGUACGGUGUGCAGGACCUGACCGUGCUUGGCAUCUUUGGCAUCAUCGAUCCCCCGCGCCCGGAAACCGCUGCUACGGUGGCUUCUUGCCGACGUGCAGGCAUUCGGUUUUUCAUGGUCACUGGUGACUUUGGCCUCACUGCGGCGGCCAUUGCGCGGGACAUUGGGAUUUUCGAUGGUACCGCGGAGCCGGACACUAUUGACGAUUUGCGGGCCUUCCAGGAUGAGAGCAAAGCCCCGCUCUCGCGCCACAGUCUGAUCCUCGAGGGUGGCAGUCUUUCCUCCCUGACCCAGGACGAGUGGUCUACGGUAUGCGGAUAUGACGAGAUUGUCUUCGCUCGUACCAGCCCCGAGCAAAAGCUGCGGAUCGUGUCGGAACUCCAGGCCAAGGGCAACUAUGUUGCCGUGACUGGUGACGGAGUGAAUGAUGCCCCUGCUCUGCGGGCCGCCGACGUUGGGGUCGCGAUCGGUUCCGGCAGCGAUGUUGCCAUUGAAGCGGCCGACCUGGUUUUACUCGACCGUUUCGACUCCAUCGUCGAGGCUAUUCGCCUUGGUCGCUUGGUAUUCCAGAACCUCCAGAAGGUCAUCGCUUAUCUGCUGCCGGCCGGUAGUUGGUCUGAAAUUUGGCCCGUUCUGAUGAACGUCUUCUUCGGCGUGCCGUCCCCGCUGAGCUCGUUCCUGAUGAUCGUCAUUUGUGUCUUCACCGAUCUCUUCCUCUCAUUGUCUCUCAUUAUGGAGAAGGAGGAGUUCGACCUCCUCAGCAUCCCCCCCGCCGCCCGAAAAAGGACCACCUGA
This is a messenger RNA of Penicillium canariense, 2790 nucleotides long. RefSeq names its product cation-translocating P-type ATPase. NCBI's taxonomy places the organism in Eukaryota, Fungi, Ascomycota, Eurotiomycetes, Eurotiales, Aspergillaceae. Gene Ontology annotation, biological process: intracellular sodium ion homeostasis; potassium ion import across plasma membrane; intracellular potassium ion homeostasis. Gene Ontology annotation, molecular function: ATP hydrolysis activity; ATP binding; P-type sodium:potassium-exchanging transporter activity. Gene Ontology annotation, cellular component: membrane. The transcript has a single exon. The coding region runs from base 1 to 2790 and encodes 929 amino acids. The record is from RefSeq and is a predicted model, not a curated record.